Messenger RNA from Tachyglossus aculeatus (Australian echidna), 1736 nucleotides. RefSeq names its product coiled-coil domain containing 172 (gene CCDC172). NCBI's taxonomy places the organism in Eukaryota, Metazoa, Chordata, Mammalia, Monotremata, Tachyglossidae. The coding region runs from base 199 to 990 and encodes 263 amino acids. Gene Ontology annotation, cellular component: cytoplasm. The transcript is spliced from 9 exons. The record is from RefSeq and is a predicted model, not a curated record.
CUCAGUAGCAGCCAGAGCUUGACGCUCUCCAUCUUUUCCCCCCCGCAGGUCGAAAGCAAACCCCGGACUGGAUUUUUCUCCCCAUUCUCUCUUGUACCAGCUGGAGCGGGUUGUCUUUCCUCGACAAGAAUUCUUAGUCAAUCACAAAAUAUUCAACAUCAAAAACGAAAAAUAUCAGUUUAUGAGGCUGGGUGCAAAAUGAGUCUAGAGUCCUUGUUCCAACACAUCGCCUUCACAGAACAACAAGCUGAAGAGAAUCGUCGUUUGCUGCAUAAAGUUCGAUCGGAAAUAAUUGAAUGCCGAGAUAAAAUUAAGGAAACAACUGAAGAGCUAAAUGAAGCGAAAAUAAAAUUAGAAUAUAAGGCUAAGCAGAUGUCUGAAAAGUUCUUCUGCUUCCAGCUCUUGAAGAUACAUGAGGAUGGGUUAGAAAAACAGUGUACUGAAAUUGCAGAUGAAAAGAGUAAGCUUCUCCAAGUCCUGGAGGCUACAAAGAAAAAAAUUAAAGAGGAGGAGCAGAAGUUUAUUAAGGACAUAACCAAUUUCAAUAAUGAAUAUGGACUAAAAAACAAGAGAGAGCUUUUGAUUAAAGAAAGAAUUAAGGCUGAAAUAUCUGAUUUAGAGAGACAGGCAUUCAGUUUGAAAAAUGAAUUGAAUCUAAUAGAACAAGGAAAUGUUCAGUUCAAACAACUUCAGAAUCAAAAGAGUGAACUAAAGGAGGAAUUGCUUGCUCUUCAGGGAAAACUUAAAGUAAUUGAAGAUAAAGUCACUGAAGCUAUGGAAACCACCAAAUAUUUAGAGAUUGAAAAAGACAAAAUCAGUGAAAAACCUCAGAAAGAUCCAGAAUGUUUAAGGCUGAAGAAAGAACUUGAAUUUUAUAGGGAAGAAAACAUGGAAAGUAUUUGUGAGUCUCUUCAAGCAGAAAUAGAAUGUCUGAGGAUGAGUUUAUCCCAAAAUAUUCUUCAGGCAAGGCACAAUAGCAUGGAGGAUUGAUCAUAAUAAAUGACAUGGGGAACUGCUUGAAACUUUUCACAAUCAAAACUCUGUGUCAUUGUUGAUUGUUCCAAUUUUAGCCUGUCUGUUGAAAGCUAUUGUGGAAGUGGUGAGUCAAUUUUUAGCGAUAAAACAAUUAUUUAUUCCUGGUUUGGGGAGCCUGAGUUCUACUGACAUGUUUAAGUAUUUUUUAGGGUUUUUGGGGAGGUGAUGCUGUGUGAUCUCAGACGGUAGGAAAAAGAAAACAGCUCUAUGUGAAUAUAAAGGGAAUCUUAUUUGAAGACACUAACAGUGAGGUUGAUUUAUGGGAGUUAGUGUGGCUGCAAGGUUUGAUGCAGGAUUGACAGUCCUGAUGGUCUGCAACAGUUUGAGAAUUCCACUUGGUUUUGCUUCCCUGCUAACUGGGAUUGUCAGUUAUAUGUCAGCUGUCAAGAUCACACUUGGACAUAAUCUCAUUUCCAACCUGAGAACCCCUUAAUUCUCUUUGUAAUGUAACUACUUUUAAAACUUAAAACAGUUACUCCUCCCCCAUUCUCUUCACCCCACCCGCAUUCCAGCCUUGCAGAGGGGGAGGCAGUGAUGGGAGGAGGAAAAAAAAAGAAAAACAGUGGCCAUCCCAGAUUUAUUUCUGAUUGAAUUUGACUAGUUUAUUUAAUGAAAGUUCAUUUUAUUCUUUUUCUGCUUCAAGAAUACCUGUAUAGAUUGUGUUUUGUGUAUUUCAUGUAAUUAAGAAAGAGUGAACUUUA